AUGCCAAAGCAAUAUCAAUUAUUUAAAAAAGGGGUGAGGGGUGGACUGGAAGAUAAUACAUUUUUCAUGUUAUGGGACCUUCUAGAGUCCUGGAUUUUUCAAAAUGAUUGGAUGGUAAUCAUCUUCAUGAUUUUUCUAGGCAUUGUUUUUGAGAUAGUAUUCAUAAAAUUUUGUGCAUCCUUUCAGAAGAAGCCUACAUUUCUAGAGAAGGAUAGUCCAGAUAACCAGGAGAAUGAAGACAGAUACCUGAGAAGUGUAAAGUUAGUUCUAGAUAAUUGGUCACUUACUUGUUCAUCUUCUGAAGAAAGACUGGAUACUUUUUCAAAAAGAGCAAUUACUUCAUCAUUUAUAUCUGAAGAAAAUGAAGUUAACUUUGAAGAUAAAGUUUCUUCAUCAGAUGAAAUAAUAUGGUCAGGUAAUAGUGAAAGUGGAUAUCAAGUAAGUCACUUUAGUGAAAGUCAUAUGCCAUCAUCAUGUGAGACUAUCUCAUCUUUGUCAUUAUUUCAUUCAGAAGUAAAGGAACAUUUUCAAAGUCACAGAGAAUAUCUAGAAAAUGAAUAUGAAACAAUGCGAUUUUCAUCAAAGAAAUUAUUUUCAAUAAUGAAAACCAACAAAAAUAAGAACUUAACGUUAUCUUCUGAUCUUAACUUUUCAAGAACUCCUAGAUUAACUGAAGAAAAUGAAGAUCUAGAUGUGGCACCAUGCCCUCCUGCCCACUUGCAUCUUUCCAGAGACCAAAUUAGGCUUCUGGAAGAAAAUGUGAGAAGUCAAAUUCUUUUGAAAUCAAAAGGUGUAUUACAGCAUACUACUUAUUUAUAUACAAGAUCUCAAGAGUCUUUUAUUCAGAAUCAGCAUUUUGUUACAGUGGGUACUUCUGCCCAAGCACAGAAUUCUUUUUGGGGACAAAAUUGUAUUCAGAAUCAAGCCCAACAAUUUGUUCAGAACCAGGAACCAGUCAACAGCAAGCCUACUAUCAAGGUCAGAUACUUUGCUCAGCCUCAAGAUUUGAUAAGGAAACCAUUUUCCAGCAGCAUACAAGACUCCUUCCAGACCCCAAGUAUGGGUAGGAGCCAAUAUUUAGUCACAGUCCCAUAUUCAGUUGAGAAUCAAGAUUCAGUCGAGAGCAUAGAGUCUGAUAAAAAACAUUUAGGAGAGACUCAGUAUUCUAUGUUGUUUGAUGAUUCAAUGAAGAAUAAAUAUUUAAUCAAGGGGCAAAAUACCAUUUUUGAGAAUGCUGAAGUUCUAGUUUUAACCCUAAGUCCAAAUUUAGUUGUUGAUGAGACACCACAACUAAACAGUAUAAAGCCAAAGGGGCAGCAGCAAGUUGCUUCAUCAAAAUCAAACCAGGAUUCUGUAUAUUGCUCAGUGCCUCUUUCACAUACCGUAAAAAGGCAGAAAAACUGGCGAAAAACAUCAGAAUGUAAAAGUAAACUUGGUCACAAAGUUCCAUCUCUAAAGGCAAAGAAAACACCAAUUUCACAGGUAUUUCAAAUCACAGCUUGCCACACCUCAAAAAGUAGCAAGAGAUUAGGCGGUAACAAAAACACUGAGAUGAAGGAAUUAUAUCAAAUUGAAGGUAUAGCAGAUACAGCUUUGCAUCAUAUUUGUGUUUCCAAGCUUAUUCCUCCUUACAUUAAGAAGUAUUUCAGAAAAAAUCUAGUGAAAGCCAUGCCAGAUUUAAUGAAACGUAUACAUUUUCUCUGGAAGCAAAAUAAAUCACCAGAUGCAGAGACAAUAAGUUAUGUAGGUUCUGUUGAGCACAGAGGACACUUGGGCAUUAUUAAAAAUGUAAAGCAGCAUGGCACGGAAACUAAAGGACUGAAAUACAUUUCACCAAAAAUUCUACCUCAACUUAAUCAACCUUUCAAUAUCAACACUUAUCAAUUAAAAGCACCUUGCUGUUCAUUAAUAGAAGCAAACUGGAAGAAUGAAGAGUCUCCUAAAGAUCUAAUUGAUGUUGCAGAUCUUCAAGCCGCAAACAGUAAAACAACAUUUGACCUGCAUAUUCCAAAGUAUGAGACACCUUUCAAAGAACCCACAUCUGAACCUAUGCAGAAAUUUGAUUCCUCUCCCAAAAUGGAGUCGAGCAGAAGCAUGAAAACGUGGGAAGAUCUAAAAAAUACAGAUAAUUCCAACGUUCAGCUUUCAAAAGGGGAGAAGCUACUAAUUAAUACCUCAGAAAUGAAAAGGAGCUUUCCAAAGGAAACUACACAAGAGCACAAAGAUUUUCUACAAAUUGCUGUGGAGACUUCACAUGUUGAUUUGCUCCUUUCACUAAGAACUGAAAAGCAUAAAAGCAGUGACACAUUAGCAUGCAUAAAAGUUCAAGUGGGUACAGAAGAUGUAACUCUGAAGGAAAAGAAACCAUCAGAACUUCUUAACACUACAGACUGUGAUAACCUAAGUCCAAGUAAGGAAAUGAAAUGCCACCCUAGAAGCAACAUGAAAAAUAUAUAUAAACAGAAAGUAUCAGAUACAUUUCGUAAUGCUGCUUAUACUACCAUUUCUGAACCAUCUAAUUUGGAAAUGCACAGCAGAAUAAAAUCGGAGACAGGUACCUCAAGAAUAAUAAAGCUCAGUCUUUCAGCAAGAGAGCAAGAGAAAUCACCAGAUGAAGAGAAAAUAUGGAAUGCAGAAUACAUCGAUGGGGAAUGCAUACAAAACAGAGAGGGAGUUCAACAAGAAGUUUUACAAGAAGCUGGUCCACAGUCAACACAAGAUUUUAAGAGAAGCACCCAUCUAAAGCAGCAGCCUGAAAAUGUCAAAUUUAAAAUGGAGCAGAGCUGUUUAGAAAGGAGAAAAACCCCAAAUAAAGAGCAAGCAGUACAACCACAAACAGUUUUUACAGAAACUAUUUUGGAGACUAUUCCAUGCCCCACAGUGGGUCCAUUUCAAGCUCAGAAGCUGAAGCAAAGCACAAACAGGCAUACAGUGAGAGACAUGGGUCCACUUACACUGCCAGAGAAUUUACCAGCUGAUGAACUUUUAACUGAAACAACAGAGUCUAGUAUCCCAUUUGGUGGAAAGCCUAGAAGGUCACUAGAUGAUUAUAUUGCAGGAAAAAAGGAAAGCUUAAAAAGAGUUUUACCUGACGUUUCUCUAGAGACUUUUAAUAUCCACAUGCUUACUUUAUCACAUUUAAAAAGGCCAAAAUGCAGAAAGAAAUUAUCAGGGAAAAAAGGUGUGUCCAGUCAAAAAUAUGUAAUUAUGAAAGUAAAGAAGCCAGCAAUCUCCCUGAUGCGAUACAUCAAUGGACAUGGUACUCCAUGUCAUAGAAAGAAGUUGGGAUGCAGUUUUAAAAAUAAAAUUAAACAAAUCCUACAAGGUAAAAUCGUGGCAGAUGUGCUUCUAAAUGUCAUUUACCCUGACGUGGCUAUUUUGCCUAAUAUUAGAAUGCAUAGAAGAUUAAAUGCAGGGAAUCAUCGUCAUACCAAGCUAAAGCAAGAAAAAUCACAAGUUGAAAGGAAAGAACGGCCUUCAGAUUCCACUAAUAAGGGAACUGUCUCUAGAGACACACUAGAAACUAAGUUGCAAAAUGAAGUGAACAACGAAACUCUACCAGAAGCAGUUUCUCAUGAUGGCUGCCACCUCAGAUUUGAUGCAUAUCCAGUGAAGGAGCUUAAAACAGAAAAAGAAAUGCAGCAAAAAGACUUAUUCACAGAAACCGUUAUGGAGUCUAUUUACUCUCCUGUAAUGGAUCUGUUUCCUGUUGAGAAUAUGCAGAAUAGCCUAACAGCACCAACAGAUGGAAAAUACACUGAAGAUUCUAAGAUACUUCCUGCAACAUCGGGAAAAUCACUGACUGGAGAGGCUUUAAACCAAACAAGAGAAACUGAUGUUCCAGAUAGUGGGAAUUAUACAAGGGAAAUAGGUUACAACAUUGCAGAAAAAACAGAAUUACCAAAAGAUUUGCCAGCAACUUUCCCAGAGACUUUUAAUUUCUGCAUCCUUGUAUUACCUCAUUCUAAAAGACAAAAGAACAGAAGAAGGUUAGCACACACAAAAUGUACAGUGAGACCCAAAUAUGUACCUAUGAAGGCAAGGAAGCCAUCAAUAUCACAAAUAUUUAAUGUCAUAGCAUCUCAUAACUUUGGUCAUAGAAAGCAAUUGAGGUCCAACUUUAAGACCAAAGCUAAAAAGAUACACCAAGAUAAAGGAUUGGUAGAUGAAUUUCUAAAUACCGUUUCCUGUCUCAUACAUGGCAGAUUAGAAGCAGAGACAAACAGGUGCUGCCAGGCUCAUCUAAAGCAAGGAGAACUAGCAGAUGAAAAGAGACCACAGAAUGCUGGUUCCCCUGAUCAGAGCUGUGUUUCCUACAACAGACAAGACAAAGUGCAAGAUGGAGAGGAAGAAAAACAAAAAGAUUUCCCAGAAGCAGCUCUACAGCAUACCCAACACCACACAUCUGGGGUAUGUCAGAUGAAGGAGAUCCCCUCAGCACCAAACCAUUUAACACAGAAGCUGUCUACUGAUGGGCAAGAUGCACAGCACCAAGCAUGUUUUCCACACGCUGUUUGGGAGGCUAGCUCCAUAAUGGAUCCUAGAGAAGCUGAAAAACAGAAAACCAACAAACCAGAAAAUGAUGUAGAAGCCUAUGCAACUCUAGAGAUUCCACCUCCAAAAGCAGAGGACUCAUCACUCAGUAAGCUUUUGACCACUACGACAGAGUUUAGUUUACCAUCUGAUGGAAAGCCUAAAAGGGAAUUUGAUUCUUCUCUUGUGGAAGAAAAUUCAGAGUUACCAAAAGAUGUGCAGCUGACACCCCUUCAGUCUUCUGAUUCCGUUAAAUCUUUUGUUUCUGAAUCUAAAAGACAGAAGAAGAUAUUGGCCAAUAAGCAAACAACAAGAUGCCAACAUACAACUAUGGAGGCAAAAAAGCCACCAAUCUCUCAUAUGCUUAAUGAAAUAUAUGGCAAGCAAUGCAAUUUUUACAUGAAGGCGAAAGAUCCACCACAAAGCAAAAAUGCAGCUGAUGCACACGUGGAUGUUGUUCACUCUAUGAUGCCUAUUUUGCCCAACAUCAAAGUGAGCAGCAGUUCAAACAAGACAGAAAUGCAAAUGGAACAGAUAAUAAAACCUGGUCGUAUACAACUAAUCCAAGAUAAAUCACCCAAUGAAAGAAACGUAGGGUUCCCAGAUUCUGUUGAUAAGAAUAGUAUAUCCAGCAGUGUAAACUCUGGAAAGGAAGAGGAAGGGAAACACGAAGCUUUAAUGGCUCCAGAGAGUAACCAAUGCUUCAGGUUCAGUACAUAUCAGAAGAAAGAUCAUGACCAAGUCAAAUCAGAUGAGAAACCAAAGCCACUAAGAAGUACCAAUAUUCAGGAACAAACUCGCUCUGCACAAACGAGUUUGGAUUCUCUUCCAGGCCUGAAUAUGAAUCAGUUUCAAUUUGAAAAACUAGAGAAAUGUGCUAGUGCUUCACCUCCAAAGUCAAAAGAGCCAAAGAUUGAUGAAAUUACACUUCCUGCAAGAGAAUGUGGUGCUCAGACUGAUGGAAACCAUCAAAAGAAACAGGAUGGUGGUAUCGAAAAGAAAAAGACAGUGAUUUUUGACACCUGUAUGCCUGCUUUAUCUACAUCCACAAGGGAGAAAAACUUCAAAAAAUUUUCAGACAUGAAAACUUUAGCGAAUCCCAAAUGUGGCAUCAUAAAGGCAAAUAAGCCGCCAAAUUCACACAUGCUCCAUAUCAAGAAUUAUCCUAGCUCAGGCCAUAGGAAAAAAUUGGGAUGUAACUUGGCCACCAAAAUGAAAGAGAUGCAUCAAGAUAAACAAGUGGUGGAUGAAUUAUGCCCUUCUACAACUAUUACACCUGACAUUAAUAUGGAUAGCAAAAUACAAACAGAAAAAGACAGUUUAGGGAAAAAGAAACUCCGUUCUACACAAGUAAAGCAAGAGAUAUCAUCACAUGAAGAAAAUACUGCUUCAGAUGCCACCAAAGAAACCAAUCUUCAAGAUGAAGAAGAAGGGGGAGAAGAGGAAGAAAGUGAACAGGAGGCGUUAUUGAAAGUAAUUCCACAGUACAGUCAACAUUUCAUAUUCUCUUCACAUCAGGGGCAGGGGCUUGACCUUCAUGAAUCAGAAAAACAAGGAAGUAGGAGAAUUCUGUUUGUUACAGAACAAGUUGUACCACAACAAAUGCAGCCUCCAGAUCCAAUGCAGUUUGAGGAGCCAAAGAAAAGGCUGCAGAAACAAAAUGGCACUAUAUGUACAGUGAGUUCCAAGUAUCCUCCCCUAGAGUCAGAGGAAUCAUUAAAAAUUAGUGAAGUAUUAACUGAUACAAUACAAUGUGGUGCCCCAGCUGAUGGAAGCCAUACAGGGGAAUUGCACAAUCCUGGCAAGGAAGAAAGGGCAGAAUUAAAUAAUCUACAAGCAGCUGUGCUGGAAACUCAACGAUCACCACAUGAUGGGUGUAAGGCCAAUUUGACUGAUUUGCAAAGCAGAUCAAGCAACACAAUGAAAAUGAACAUGCACUAUGAAAAGGAAGACAAAAACAUUAAAAAAAUGUUAGCAGAAUCAGUUUCACAUUUCAAUUUCAGUGCAAGUCAAAUGAAAGAUACUGGCAAACCAGUAUCUUUAGAUCUAAAGGCUCCACUUCCAAAAGCAGAGGAAUCAGAGAUGAGUUUAAUGCUAUGUGAUACUCCCUGGGAUGCAAUUCCUAGAAAGAAAUGGGAUAGUCCUACCUCUGAGAAAAGGGAGUUAAAUCAAAAAGACUCAUUAACAACUGUUUUAAAACCUUUAGAUGUCUCCAAACUUGUUUCAUCUGAAGCUAAAAGCCAACGCUUCACAGAGUUUGUAGGCAAGAAAGGUAUAAUGAGUCCCAAGUGUGUAACUUUGAAGGCAAAGAAACUUCCAAUUUCACAGUUAAUUAAUAUCACAAGAUAUCACACAGAAGAGCAUAGGAAGAAAAAGCAGCACAACUUUAAGUUCAAGAAGAAAAAGAGGCAACCAAAUACAAGUGUGGGAGAAGCAUUACUAGGUGCCUCUCAUCCCCCCAUGUUUACGUCGCCUGAUGUGACAGUAGUAAACCUAUCAAAAGCACACACAGACAUUCCUAGAGUAGACAUAUUCCGUGAUCACCAGCUAAUGCAAAAUAAAUCCCCAGAUGAAAGUGAAGCUUGGCCUAAAGAUUCUAUUGAGAAGUGGUGCAUGUCAAAAAUCACAACAGAAGCAAAACUGCAUGAUAAGGAUAAGAAAAAGGACAAAGAAGCAUUAUUGCAUCAGAGCCAAGUUUCAGUACAAAAGCAGAUUGUGAAGGAGAGCAUAAAGGCACAGAAGCUCAUAAAAUGUAGAGAAAAUCGGAACAGUUCAUCUCGAAAACCAGAGAAAUCAGUGUUUGGAGAACUUUUUGUGAGCACAACAGAGUGUGGUACUUCUUGUGAAGAAACCCCUGAGAGGAAUAUGGGUGGUCAGAUUAUAGGAGAAAAGGCUGGGUUUCAAAAAGGUUUACCAGAAACUAUCAUGGAGCUUUUUGAUUUAUCUGUGCCUAUGUUAUCUGAAAAUAAAAAGCCAAGAACUACAGUACAGCUACAAGAUGUGAAAAGCAUUAUGAGUUACAAAUAUUUAACUAUGAAGGCAAAGAAGCUACCAAUUCCACAGUUAUUUGAUAUCACAACAUGUAGUUCUCCGGAACAAAAAUGCAAGUGUAAAUACAACAUGAAACUGGCCUCAGAAGAGAAACAUGAGGCAGAUGCAUUUCUAAAUACCAGGUAUUCUUCCAUGCCUACUCCAUGUGACAUCGAAACAGAUAAGAAAUUAAAAGACGAGGAGGACAUAUUAAGACAAGCAAUCAGUCUUACACAAAUAAAGCAAGAAAAAUCAGAUGACAGGAGCACAUGGGAUACAAAUUCUAGUGACAAAAGAAGGUCCUCAACAGAUACAGUAAAAAAAAAAUUGGAAGAGAAAGAGUACCAAGAAAAUGUACCAAAAGAAAUUUCACCUUAUUUACAAUCAUUCCAGUCUGAUACAUACCAAAUAAAAAAGCCUGAUCUAAUCAAAUCAAAAAAUGAAAUGUACGGGCCAGGAAGAAGAAAAGUUUGGGAUUUUCCUAUGAGAGAACAAGAUACGCAGCAACGAACAUCAUCUCCAGAAACUGUUUUAGGUUCUAGUUCCUGCCACAUAAUAAAUCAAUUUCAAGUUGAGAAGAUGAGGGAAAGCCACCAAAUACAAAAGGACAUACAAGUUGUUGAUACAGCUAAGGUUCCACUACCCAAAUUAGUGAUUGAUAAACUCUCAUUUGAUAAGAUACAGAGGGGCACUGAAUCUAACAGAACACUUCAGAAAAGUCUGGGUGGUUAUAUUGCAGAGGAAAAGACAGAGUUACUAGAACAUUUCGCAACAACUUUCUUGGAGCCUUUGGAUUUCUUCAUGCCUGUUUUAUAUGACUCUGAAAACCAGAUAAACCCAGUAAAAUUCCCAGAAAAGAGACUUAUAUUGAAUCCCAGAUGUAUAACUAUGAAGAAAAAGAAGUCAUCAGUUUCACAGAUUCCUAAAAUCAAUAGACAGUUUCCUAUAAAACAUAGGAAGAAGCUUGAAUCCAAUUUAAAAACCAAAAUGAAAGAGAGGUUGCGAGGUAAAAAUGUGGCUGAUACAUUUCCAAAUACCCUUUACUUCAUACCAGGUACCUGUGCCAUUGAAAAGCAAAGCAGAUUUAAAACAGAGAUAGAUACAACAGGAGUAUCAAGGUUUAGUCAUCUACAACUCCCACAAGUGGAAUCACCAGUUGAAGGAAUAGCCAGACAUUCAGAUACCAUUGUGAAGGGAGGUGCUUCAGACAUUCUCAAGGAAGCAAUACUAUGUGAUGGAGAAAAUAAAGAGAAGCAAGAACAUGUAAUAAACACAGGUCCAGUGUAUACAAAAACCUUCAUGGUAAAUGCAUAUCUCGUUAUGGAUCCCAAUUCUAGCAAAUCAGAAGGUGCCAUUUUAAGCAAAAGUCAGAUCCAUGAAAGGAAUCCAGAAAAAAAAGUAGAAAUAGAAGAAAACAAAGAUGUGAUAGUGAGUCUCAAAAAUGGACUGACAAGCAUGGAAAAAUCAGAAAUUUACACAGAACUCAGUAAACCAACAGGUGAUAGUAAAUCUGGUAAAAAGAUCAUUGAAAAUUCUGUUUUAAAAGAAAAAGCUCAGUACAAUAAUUUAGCAGGAAUUAUCCUAGAUUCUGUUGGCAGGCAUUUGCCCACUUCAGAAAAAAUUAAAAGACAGAAUGAUAGCCUAAAAAUAAGUGGUAUGUCAAGUGCAAGUCCCAAAGGUAUACCUUUGAAGGUAAAUCAAUUACUUAAUACCACAGGUAAUGCUAUUCUAAGCAUUAAUAAGAAACAGGAGCAGAACAUUAAAGCCCAGAAGAUAGAUGUACAGAAAGAUAAAGCUGCAUUCAGUGCAGAGCUAAAUUCUUUAUAUUCUAUGCCUAUUUCACGACACAUAGAAAUGGAGCAAUCACCUAAUACGUGGGAUGUAUAUGCAGUAUCUUCUGAUAGGAGAAAUGCCCCAAAUAAAGCAAAAUCUAGAGAAAAAGAAGAUUAUGAGCACCAAAUUUUGUUUAGAACAGCUUCACAGUAUACCCAGCCAUUUGGUUUGGGGCUAGAUCAAAUAAGAGAGCCUGGACCUUUCAAGUUAGAAGUACCUUUAAUCAACACAGUGUGCCACAAGGACAUCACGCCUCAGAAAACCAAAAUUGGUUUAAGAGAACAAGAAGCAAAGAGAGAAGUUGUAGAUGAGAUUAGUCCAGAGGAUAUGUUUUUCUCUGAGAAAUGUCAACUUCAUAGUGAAAAACAGAACAUGAAAUUUAAAAUGGCAAACUGGAAAACAAUAACAAAUUCAAAGGCGCAUGUUCCAAAGGCAGAUAAAUCUUUAGUUGGUGCACAUUCUAUUAAUAUGGUAGAGUGUGGCAAUUCAUUACAGCACAGAGAAGGAAAAGAACUAGGAGGGCCAGGCCAUCUUGCCCUGCAUGAGAAACAGCAAGAGCCAUGUGUCUCAGGAAGUAUCUGGGGUUCUGUUUAUACUGACACACCUAGAUAUCCUGAAAUUAUAGAACAUAAAGAUAAAACAAAAAUAGCAGAUGUGGAAAACACUAUGCAUGUUAAACAAGAAAAACUGAAGACAAAGAAAGCACCAGUGUCCCAGCUGCUUAAUAUUACCAGGUCCGGUACCAGAAGCAAUGAAAAAGAACUGAGAUAUAACAUUCAACAGGAGAAAACAUUCCAACAGAGGAAAAAUGUAGUAGAUUUAGUUCUGAAAGCUAUUUAUGACUCUGGAUGCAUUACUUCUCACAUUGAAAAGCUCGCAGAAGAAAUAAAAAUGGAGAAAGACAAGCCUAAAGGGGAGGCACUCGUUUUUACACAGCUAAAGCUAGAGAAACCAGGAACUAGAAGGCAAAUGUUAUCUUCAGAAUCUAUUAAUAAGUCCAGCAACAUUAAAAACCUUGAACAAUAUCUGACAGAACAAAAACACCCUUUAGUAGACAAACCCCAACAAUGUGCCCAACUCUUAAAGAUUAGGUCACAACACAUGAAGAGGCGUCAUCGUGUCCGAUUCAAAGUAGGUUUGCUGAGGAAGGUGGGCUCUGAAGCACCUUCACAGAAAGGAAGCUCUGAUUACACUCCACUUGAGAUCCCAAGUAGAAGAGGAGAAAAAGUCUUCUUUAAAGGGCAAGAAGCACAGCAACAGAAUUCUUUUCUGAAGCAAGAAAUUAAGAAACUGGAAAUGAUUCCUGAAACCAGUCCUGAAUCUGUUCCUUGCCUCAUAAAGGAACCUCUUCAUUUCAAAAAGACAGUAGAAGUAGACAGUAGAACAAAACAAGAUUUCAAAAUCUCAAUUCCACAGAAGAAAAAAGGAUUGAAAUUAACUAAUAGCCUAUCAAGUUCAAAAGAACAACAAUUUCUCAUUGCAGGGGUAAAGGCCCAGCAACAGAAGCCUUUCACAGGAGUUAUUCUGGAGCCCAUGUCCUCUUGCACACUGGAUCAACAUUAUACUGAAAAUCCAAAAGAAGAAGCAAAACUAAAAGAUAUGAUUUUAAAGGGUUCAACUCAACAGUUAGAGAAAAUGUCAAAGCAAGCAUGUAUUUCAGGUGUGGAUCAUAGGUCAAGAAGGACAGAAAAACUACUCUUGCUUAUUAAAGAACAGGAGAAGAGGAGGAGAAAAAUUAGAAAGAAGAAAGAAUUUAAAAUAGCAGAAGAUAGGAAACCAAAAGUGAACUUCAGUCCAGUUCUAGAGUAUUCGCCAGCUAGAGCACAACAUAUUAACUCAGUGGAGCAUGUUAGUAUAUUCAAGCAAAGAGAUGGGAAGGAAAUGAACAGGAGCUUGGCCAUGCAAAGGGUACAGCCCAGGUUGUGUGGUCCAGGGAUUAUCCUGGAUUCUGUUCAUACCAGUGUACUUAUUUCUCCUGAAGCUAUAGGCCAUGAAGAUAAAAGUACAGAUACCAUGAAAAGCACCAUGUAUCCGAAGAGAAUAAAAAUGAAGGCAAAGAAAACCCUUGUUUUCCAGCUACUAAAUAUUACAGGAUAUGGAACCCAAAGCAAUAAAAAGGAACUGAGAUGUAACAUUAAGAAACAGAAGAAGGAGUUUCAGCAAGCUGAAAAUGUAGCCAGUUUAAUUCCGAAAACUACUUGUGACUCUGCAUAUAUUCCAUCUCACAUUAUGAAAUUUAUACAAGCAAAAAGGGGAAAAGACAAGACAAGAAAACAGAUACUCAUUCCUGCACAGCUAAACUUGAAGAAAUCACUAAAUGAAAGAAAAAUAUCACCUUUAGAGUCCAUUUAUAAGAUGGAUAUAUCAAGCAAUAUUAAGAAAACAAAAUCACAUAUUAGAAAGCUAAAAGAAAAGCACCAAACUGUUUUACUAGACAUUCUCCCACAAUAUAGAAAUCAGUUAGUGAUUAGCAAACUGAAGAAGGAGUCCAACCAUGUCAAAUUAAAAGUAGAUUUGGAAAGAGAAGUGUAUCCUGAUCUAUCUUCACAAAAAAUGGAAAUCAAUUACACUUCUUUUGACGUGCCAAGAAUUAGAACAAAUGUAGAAUGUGAAGUCUCCGUUAAGCCAAAAGUAAAGGAAGAUGAUGUAGACAUUGCCACACAUUUAUCUUCAAUUCCAUGGGCAAGAUCAGAAAAAACUGGUGUUUUAUUAAGUUCAAAAGUACAGAAUAUGCUUUUUACAGAGAUGGAUACAUCUCAACGUAAGACUUGCAAGGAGCAAGAAUUGCUGAACCAAGAAAGUAUUUCAACAACAAAUCUGAAGGCUGUUACUUGCCCCACUAUGGAACCUCUUCCUUUGGAAAACACUGGACAGAUGACUAAGGAAGAAGACGUGUAUGUUAACAGAAGAAAUAUUUCACAUCUGUUGGGAAGAGAAGGAUUAAAAGACACUGAAAUUUUGCUAGGUUCAAAAGGACAGAAAUUUCUUUGCACAAAUCCUGAAAGGAUUUUGGAUUAUGUAUCUCUCCACGAUAGAGAACCUCUUCAUUUAAAACAGGUAGUAAAUACAAAAGGAAAAGAAAACAUUAGCAUCUCUAUAGAUUUAAAUGUAAAUCCAUGGGGACAAGGAAAAUUAAAAUUAACCAAUAUUCCACUGAAAUCAAAUAGACAGAAAAUGAACUUUUCCAAUGUACUGGGGGCAAAGCAACCAAAUCUUUUUAAAGAAAUUAUUCUGCAAUCAAUUUCCUCUUGCAUAUUGCAUCAGUUUCAUAUGGAAAAGCUAGAGGAAGAAGUAUCAGCAAAAAAAAAGGGUUCAAAAGGUUUGAUUCCAAUGGUAGAAAAAGCACCAGACAAAUUAGGCAUCACAGUGGAUCAACCUACAUGUUCACAAAGAAUUAAUUUGCAUGACAGAGGAAGAGGAGACCAUCAACAAGAAAGUACCUGCAAGACUCAUCCAGUGCCUGUUUCUCCCUCUUCAAUGGAUAUACUUCAUAUUAAAACACCACAGAUAAAGAAAUCAUUAAAGGCAGUAGAUAGUCCAGUGUGUCACACCUCAAAUAUAGAAGGAAUUGGUUUCCUUAUUGCUGGGGAGGAAGAAAAGCAACCAGAAAGUAUACACCAGACUAUUCUAAAGCCACCUUCUCACUCUUCAAUGUAUAGACUUCACAGUCAAACACCAUUUGUAAAGGCAAUAUCAGAAGAAAUAAUUAGCACUGUGGAUCAUACUUUGAGUGCAGAAGGAACUGGCUUGCACUUUAAACAAAAAGUAGAAGAGCAACAAGCAAGUACACAACUGACUUUUGCUAAGCCAGCUUCUCAUUCUCCAAUGGAUAUGCUUCAAAAUCAGACAUCGUGCGGAAAGAUAGCAUCAGAAGAAGUAGUUAGUGUCACAGGUCACACUCUGAAUGCAGAGGGAAUUGGCUUACUUGCUACAGGAAAGAAAGAACAGCAAGAAAAAUAUACAUAUAAGGAUAUUUCAAAUCCUGAAUCUCACUCCAAAUUAGAUCUGCUUGAAAUUAAUAUCCCAAAUCAAGUAAAAUUGGAUAAUAUGAAUGUUAUGUAUUCUGUAUAUUCAAUUACACAGGUUAAAGACGCAUUACAACAAACAGAUGACAUAGAUGUAUAUACUAAACAAAGUAAAACAAGACAAGAGCAAAAACACCAGCAUCUGUCAGGUUUAGGUCAGAGUUUUCUGGAGUAUAUGUCUUACUCUAAAAAUGACUCCUGUACCCUUCAACAUUUAAUGCCUCAAGAAAAGGAAGCACUUCCAAAAGUAGGUAACCAGUCAAGCAGGGCAAAAGAAUUAGGCAUGUUUUGUAAAGAUAAACCAAAUACUGUAUGUGCGUGUAGACUAGAGUGCAUUGACCCCUCAGUUAUCCCAAGGCAAAUUAAAAAACAAAACAAAAUGCUACCUUUAAAGUCAUGCAGUAAAACUGUAAAAUAUCUGAAUGCUUCACCUCUCAAAGGAAGUAAAUCACCAAAUAGGGCACAAGUAAUUAAUUCAAUAACAAAUAAUAGCUCACUCAAGCUAAGAGUUAGAAAGAAGGAGGGAUCAGAUAAUGGAAACCUAAAGACACAAAAUGAAGCAUGUCUGCCGGGAACUCCUCCACAUUCUCUUUAUAUCUCUAUACCUAUUUUGCUUGAAAGUAAAAGACAGAAGGAUAGCAUUAAAAAAGGAGAUAAAGACAUAAUCUGCCCUGAAAGAAGAGCUUUGAAGUCAAAGAAAUCAGUAUUUUCAUAUGUACUCAAUACUACUGACCAUGGUAGCUUAAGCAACAGACCAGAACUUCAGUGGAAUAUAGAGAAAAUAGUAAAUAUGAAACAUAGAAAUGCUGAACCAGAUAUGGUUGUGACAAAGACAUCUGAUUCCAUAUCUUCUUCACCUCACCUCAAGUUGAAUAAAAAGACAGUUGAUGGAGUUAUCUCAAGUAAUGUGAAACAAGAAAAACAAUAUAUUUUCCAGAAAGAAGAGAAGGGUGAAGUAAAAGCAGUUGAUGUGAAAGGGAUAAUGGACCCCCACAUUGUAAUAUUGAAGGUAAAGGAAUCACCACUAUUCAGUAUACUCAAAGGAAGGAAUUUGGUGUUGAACAUUAAAAAACAAGAGAGCAAGGUACAGAAAGGUGACUGUAAAGUGGGUGUAAAACUGAUGGACUUGUGUGCAUCUUUACCAUCUUCAUCACAUCUUAAUUUGAAUUCAAGAAUAAAAGUAGAAAAAGAUAAGCCAGGAAUACUAAGAAACUGCAUUCCACCGCUAAAGCUUCAGGCAUCAUCAAACAUCAGGGAAACGUCAUAUGAAGAGUCAAAUAGAGGCCUUCUAAGCAAUGGAACAAAAUCAGAACAUCUGCCACAGAAAAAGGAAGAUAGAGGAAAUGUAGUAGUAGAUAUAAAAGAUAGAAUGGACCUCAAAUGUAUCCCUUUAAAAGCAAAUAAAACAUUUUUCAAAUAUAUGUUUCAUGGACAGGGAUCACAGUGGAGCAUUAAAGAACAAGAAAAAAUAAUACAAGAAGGUAAUGGUGAUCUAGGUGUAGUUCUGAAUAAACCAUGUGCUUCUAUUCCUUUGCCACCUCAUCUGAAAUGGAGAUCUAGAAUAAAAGGAGAGGAAGAUAUGCAAGGAAUAAGAAGAUUUGGUUCUUCACCACGAACACUACAGAAAUUAUCAGAUCCAGUGAAAACAUAUGAAGAACCAACUGAUGAUCUUUUAAGCCAAAUUAGAAAAGUGAAACAUAUGCCACAGAAAGAUGAAGACAGAGGGAAAAUAGCUCUGGAAGAAAGAACACAUCCUGAAGGAAUAGCUUUGGAAGCAAAGAAAGCUUCAAUUUCAGAGAAAUUGCCUCUAAACAUCAAGGAAAAGGAGAAAGAGGGGCAGGAAGAUAAAGAUAAACAAGUUGAGAUUCAGAGUGAAUCCAUCUCUCUUCCAUCUUACUCUGAAUUAGGCACAGGAAUAGAAAGGGAGAGAGACACAACGAAAAUACAUGAAGACCCAAUCAAUGACCUUUUAAGCCAAAUUAGAAAAGUGAGACAUAUUCCACAGAAAGAUGAAGACAGAGGGAAAAUAGCUUUGCAAGAGAGAACACAUCCCAAAGGAAUAGUUUUGAACGCAAGGAAACCUUCAAUUUUACAGAAAUUGUCACUGAAUAUCAAGGAAAAGGAGAAAGGGGAGCAGGAAGAUAAGCAAGUUGAGGUUCAGAGUGAAUCCAUCUCUCUUCCGUCUUACUCUGAAUUGGACACAGGAAUAAAAGGGGAGAGAGGCAUGCAAGAAAUAACAAGACUUGGUUCUUCACCACGAACACUCCAGGAAGUAUCAGAUACAAUGAAAAUACAUGAAGAGCCAAUCAAUGACCUUUUAAGCCAAAUUAGAACAAUGAGACAUAUACUACAGAAAGACGAGGGUAGAAGAAAAAUAGCUUUGCAAGAAAGAGCACAUCCCAAAAGAAUAGCUUCAAAAGCAAGGAAACUCUCAGUUUCACAGAAAUUGCCACUGAACAUCAAGGAAAAAGAGAAAAGAAUGCAGGAAGAUAAACACGUUGAGAUUCAGAAUAAAUCUUGUGUUUCAAUCUCUCUUCCACCUUACUUUGAAUUGGACACAAGAGUACAAGGACAAGAAGACAUGCUAUUAAAAACACAAUCUUUUUUUCCACAACUAAAUCUCCAAGAGUCAUCAUAUAUAAGGAAAAUAGCAUAUGAAAGAUCUAGUUGUUGUGAUAGCUCAAACAAUGUAAAUAAAGCCAAAGACCAUGUGAUGCAGGAAGAAGUGAGAGUGAAAAUGGCUGAAGUUGUUACUUUAAAGAAAAAUAAAUCACUAAUUCCACAGGAAUUUCAGCCAGACAUCAAAGAGCAAGAGAAAAAUUUACAAAAAGUUCAAGGUAAACCAAGUAUGGUUCUGAAUAAUUCAAGCACUUCCAUAUCUCCCCCAUGUCAUGUAAAAUCAGAUACAAGAAUGAAAAUAGAGGAGAAUAUAAUGGAAGUAAAAAGAUACGCUCUUUCAAAAUUAUCACACAGUAAAUCAUCAGAUGCAGGAAAAAUAGCUAGUAAAGAACCCAUUGAGGAUGAUAUCACUAGUGAUCCACAAAAAGUAAAAAAAUAUAUGCCACAGGAAGAAGAGGAUAAAGUACAGGUAUCAGCCACAGAAGAUAAAAUACAUCUAAAAGAUAAAGAGCUGAAAAUAGAGGAAGCCUUUUCACGGGACCUGUCAUUGAACCUUAAAGAGCAAAGGGAAAUGAAUCAAGACAGUAAAGUUGCACAGGAAAUAGCCUUGACCACAAAUUGGGCUUGUGAAUAUUUUCUAGCUCAUCAUGAGUUGGACAAAGAAAUAGGAAGAGAGAAAGGUAUACAAGGAAUAACGAGAUCUGCUAUUUCACAGCUACAGUUCCAGAAAUCAUUUGAUUUAGGGAAAAUAUCACAUACAAAGUCAAUUGGAAAUGAUAUAUUCCAUGAUGUAAAAACAGUACAACAGUACAAACCACAGAAAGAAGAGGAGAGAGGAAAUAUAGUAAAUACGAAGUACAGAAUGCCCUCCAAAAACACAGCUUCCAAGGCAAAGAAAUUACAACUUCUACAUACACUCAGUAUCACUGGAGGUGCCAUGCCCCAAACUAGAGAAGAUGUACAGAUGGACAUUAAAGAGAAAACAAAAUAUGUAGAGGGAAGAAAAAGUGAACGAGAUGAAGUUUUGACAACACCCUCUCUACCUCACUGUAAAUUAGAAACAGAUAUAGAAAGUAAGAAAGACAGACUAACAGUAGCAAGAUCUUUUCUUUUACCACCAUGUCACAAGGAACCAUCAGAUGUAGGGAGACGGAAAAGUACCAUGUCAACUUUGAAUGCUGUCUUAAGUGAUUUAAAAAGAACAAAAUCCGUGACACAAAAAGAAGAGGAUGAAGUAAAUACUGCUUUUGAGAAAGGCAUGAUGCAUCCUAAAUACAUAGCUUUGAGGGCAAAGAAAUCACCUCUUUCCCAAAUACUCAAUACAAAUAAACUUCAAUUGAAGAUCAAAGAACAAAAGGAAAGGGGGCAGGAAAGUAAAAGUGAAACAGUUGUGAUCCUGAGCAAAACUUGUACUUUUGCAACUUCUUCAACUCACCUAAAAUUAGACACAAUUAAAGGAGAGGAGAAUAAUGUAGGGAUGAUACGAGACUACGUACCACAUCUUGAGCUCCAAGAAUCAUUGACUUCAGGGCAAGUAGAGUCCAAGAGAAAGGAACCACAGUGGAACAAAGAAAGGAAAGUAGAAAAAGAGCUGGAAAGAAAAGGAGAACCUGAUGUGAUUCUGACAAAAAGCCACACUUCUGUGCCUUCUCCAUCUCAAUAUCGAUUGGAUACAAGAAUCAAAGUAGACAAAGACUUGCAUGAAAUUACAAGAUGCUCUCCUUCAGAAUUUAAGACACAUGCAUCAUCAGAUGAAGGGAAAAUCAGAUGUGCAGAGUCAAAUAAAUGUAAUAGCGCACAUAAUGUAAUAAUAAAAGCAAAUCAACACAUGCCACAGACAGAGGCAGAAGAUGGAAAACAAAUGGAAGAUAAGAAAUGUCUAACACUCCCCAAAUCAGUCAUUUUGAAAUCAAAGCCAUCCUUACUUACACAGCUAUUCAAUAGAGAGAAACUAGUUUUGAAUAUUAAAGACCAACGAGAAACAGUUCAGGAAGGCAAAGGUGAACCAGGAAUGGUUCUGAGAAAAACUUAUGCUUCCUUAUCUUCUCCUCCAUCUUACCUUAAAUGGAACACUAGAAUGAAUGAAAAGGAAGGCACACUGGGAACAACACAAUCCUAUUUUCCACCACCAAAGAUUCAAGAUAUAUCAGAUUCAGGCCAAAAAGCAUAUGCUAAGUCAAAUGAUGGUUAUAUGUUAAGCAACAGAAAAGGACCAGUACAAUCUAAAACACAGGAAGAAAAGGAAGAUAAAUUCAAAAUAGAUAUGAAAGACGAACUACUCUCAACAUACAUGGUUUUGAAGGCAAAUAAAUUACAAAGGGGUAUAGAAGAGAAAGAAAGAGAUAUGCAGAAAGACAAAAAUGAACUAGUUGUAGGGCUGAAAACCAUUUGUGAUUCUUUAUAUACUCUACCACAUCUUAAAUUUGAUACAACAGAAGAAGCAUACAUGAUAAGAAUUACAAAAUUGUCUCUUCCACAACUAAAAUCCAAGGAAUCAUCACAUGUGGAGAAAAUAGAAUAUCCAGACACAACUGAUGGAAAACUCUCAAGUAAUGUAAAAGAAUUAAGAGAACAAAUGUUACCGAAAGCGAAAGAAACAACCAUGGAUAUGAAUAGUACAGCAGAUCCCAAGGAUAUGUAUUUAAAGGCAAAGAAAUCACCUAUUUUACAUAUACACAACCUAACUGACCUUCAGUGGAGAACUAAAGCACAAGAGGAAAAGGUCCAAGAAGUUAAAGGUGAUCCACAUGUCAUACUGACUAAAACCUGUGCUUCCAGAUCUUCCCCCCCUCACCUUAAAAUGGAUAACAGAGUCAAAGAAGAAGGCAUGCCAACAUUACCAAGAUCAUUCUCUUUUUCACAAGUCAACAUCCAAGAGUCAUCGGAUUCUGGGGAAGUAGUAUCUACAGAGACACUUAGUAGUGAUAUUUUAAUCAGUCUAAGAAAAGGAAAGCAACAUAUGCCAGAGAAAAAGGAAGAGGAGGGAGUGGAAAUAGUAAAUAUCAUAAUGCUCCCCAAACAUCAAGAAAAGAAGGUACAAAAAUGCAAUGAUGAACCAGCUGUGGUUCUGACUAAACCAUCUACAUCAUUACAAUCUCAAUCUAAUCUCAAAUUGGAUAAAGAGAUACAGGUGGAUGAUGAAAUGCUAGGAAUUACAGGAUCUGUUUUGAAGGCAAUAUCAAAUGCAGGGGAAAUAGUGCAUACAGAAUCAGUUUGUGGUGAUAACCCAAAAGAUAUUAAAGACAGAAAACAACUUAUGCCUCAGAAAGAAGAAAGAGACAGAGAAAAAACAAUAGCUGUAAGAGAAACUAUGCAUCCCACAGAGAUAACUUUGAAAACAAAGAAAACACUUCCUUCAAAUAUACUGCAUAGAACAGAACUGCAUCUGAACAUUAGAAGUCAAAGAGAAAAGGAACAGGAAAGUCAAGCUAAACCACCAUAUAUGCUUGUAAGAAAACUGUAUACUUCUGAACCUUCUCCACCUAACCUUGAAGUGGAUAAAGCUACACAAGUGGAUGAAGAAAUGCUAAAAAUUAAAAAAUCCUCUCUAUUCCCACUACUGCUUUCAGCAUCAUCACAUGCAAAGAAAAUAGUGGGUAUAGAUGCAAUCGAUGGUGAUGUAAGGAAAGAAAAACAUUUGCCACAGAGAGAAGAGUACAAGGUGAAAACAGGAGAUACGAGCAUGAGGGUGCAUUGCAAAUGUGCAAAGAGUUCCCCCAUCUCACAUAUGCUCAAUAUAAGGGAAUUGGUGUUGAAUAUUAGGCAGCCAGAGGGAAAAGGGCAUAAAGGGAAAGAUGAGCCACAUGUGGCUUUGACAAAGACUUUUCUUUCCGUACCAUCUACGCUUGCCCAUUCUGGGGAUUCAGGAACCAAAUUAGACAGAGACACACCAGAAAUUACUGAGUUCGCUCUUCCACAGCAACAUUAUCAGGAAUCAUCAGAUACCCAGAAACUUGCAAAUAGAAAGUCAGUUGAUGAUGAUAGUAAAAAUAGUUUUCAAGAAACAGAACAUUAUAUUCCACAAAAAGACACAGUACAACAAUGUACCUCAAACUUUCUCAUCAGUGUACAGCAAAGGAAGGAAUUUCCUCGAGUCAAAUCAGAAGGAGAUCUAAAUCGGUUAGUUUUAAAUUCACAGGAGGAAGACAUUUAUUUCACAGGAUUUGGUACUGUAAGAAGUAGAAAAAGACUGGAAUGGCUCUUUACAGAGCAAAAGGCUCAGCCAGAAAAAUACAAAACAGAAACAUUUACCACAUUUCUUUCCUACCCCACAAUGGGUCCAACUAAAACUGGAAAUCUGGAGAAAGAAACUGACCUAAUGGAAAACUUAAACCAUAAAAUGCAUUCUAUGGUUUCACAUCCACUGUCAAGAAAAAUAUCCAAGGAAAUGUAUAUCACAUUAGGCACCCCUAGAAUAUCAAAAGGACAAGAUUUGUCUGUUUCAGAGCGAGAUUCCCGGCAACAAGAAACGUUAUCAAAAGCAUCCCCAGAAUCUGAGGAGUCAUGUAAAUUUGUUAAACUAGAAAAAGAUGUACAAAGUAACAAGAAAAUUAGCAAAAUGUUUUCUUCCCAAGUGUUAGCAUUGCAGGCAAAAGAAUCACCAGAGAAAAUUAAUAUCGCAGAGAUGGAUACCCUCCAAAACAUGGGAGAACAAGCAAUCUUCAUGAAAAAGCAAGCAGAGCAGCUAUCUGAGAGUGAACAUGGGUGCAUGCCCAGCUCUAUCCUUUCUCUUAAGUUUUCACUUCAGAAUGGAAAGCAGAAGAUAGUAUUGGAAAUAAAUGUGGACAAGAAAACUACAGUGUCCCCUGGAGUACUAAUACCACCAGAAAUACAGGAUGUUACACAGCUUGAUGCCACGAGAGGGACAAACGAGCAGGCAUUGCUUGUUUCAGAACUAGCAAAAAGCUUUAUAGAGUCACUUCAGAAAUCUCUUGUUCCCCACUUGACUUUUCUACUUCAAUCUAGAGAUCUGGAGGGAAAAAAUGAAAAUGACACAAGUACUACUAUAAAUCUGGAACAGAAAACAUUAGAAAUGGGCAAUAGCAGUACUGUGAAUCAGGAAGAAAAGAAAUUAAAAAUAGAUACAAGCAAAACUGUACAUAUGAAAGAGGAAAAAGUGGAAAUGGCCAAGAACACUGUGAAUCUAAAGGAAAAUAAAAUGAAAAUGGACACAAAUUGUACUGUAAAUGUGGAUGUUCCAGCUCAAAAAGCAGAGGAUUCUCAAAUUGAGACUCAGUCAAUCACUCAUAUCAUGGACAAUUGCCCAAUUGAGCAAAAACAUAAAGAAGUAGAAGUGUCGAUUACAAAGAAAAAUAUUCAGCCACAGAAAUAUUCUCAAAAACCUGUUCUGGAUUCACUUUAUGCCUAUAUUCCUCUUUCUUCCAAAUUUGAAGGCCAGAAAGGUAGAUUAACAAUAUCAGAUUUGAAAAGAAAAUUGAGCCCCCACUGUUUAACUAUGAAUGUCCCAAAUCACCCAAUUUCACAAAUACUUAGUAUCACAGGACGUGGUACCCCAAACAGUAGAAAGAAAUUAGAGUAUAACUUUGACAAGCAAAAGAAAAUGGCUUUGUGGAAUAAAGAUGCCUCAGGAGUACUUAUCAGAAGUCUCUCUAUUUCUAUGAUGAAUCCACCUCACACUGAAGAAGCGGUAGAAUCUGCGACAAACCUUGAAAGACAGUGGAGAAUCUUUCCUUCUAAAUUCCAGGAGAAAUCACCAAAUGCUGGCAGAAUUAUUAAGAGGGCUACCUCAAGCCCUGGAAAAGAAAGGAAACAGAAUUUUACAAAAACAGUCCCAGAAGAUGCUCAGUCAUUCAUGGUUGAUGAACAACAAAUGAAGAAACAGCUUAGUGUUGAAUUAAAAGCAAACCUUAGCAGUGAAAUAAGUAAAACAAAUUUAACUUCACAAACAAAAGAAGUUGUUCCUGGGCGUGAUGCAUCUAAAAUUAUAAAAGAACCUGAAUUGCAUAUCAUUGAUCAAGAAGAAAAUAUACCAGAACUCAUUCUGGAGCCUACAAAGUAUCCAUUUAUGUUUGAUGAUCCAAAGACACCCAAGCAAAGGGAUUCCAGUGAACCAAUAUGGGAUACAACCACCCAAAAGAUGCAACAACAUAAAGCUUUACCAGGAACUAUUCCAAAAUCUAUUUAUGCCCACAUGCCCAUACCACACCAGAUUAAAAGUAAUGAAAUAAAAAUAGUGGCUGAUAAUACAAAUAAAGAAAGUUCCCUUCUUGUUUAUGAAGAAAUUACAAAUGUUCUUGAAUACAAGGACGAAUAUAAUAUGAUGGCUGAGAAGAAUCAAAACGUUAUCAAAGACAAAGUUUCUGCUGAUAAACUGGAGAAAGCGCAAGACCAUAAACCUGAUGACUUGAAGCCACCACCUUUUCCAGAGGGUCCGGAUACAAUAUCAACAACAAUAUAUCCCAAAUUGCAGCCAAAACCCUUUUCAGAUUUUCCUACUGAAAGAAAAAAUAAGCUUACUAGUCACUUAGCAUCAAAAGGACUUGAAAUAAAACUGAAUUUGAUACCGGAAAUAGCACGUAAAUCCUUCCAAAAUUUCAGCAGUUAUCCAAAACAACCUAUUUCAGAAAAAGAUAGCAGUUGGGGGUUGUACCCAAGGUAUAAAACAUCAUGUUUUAUGUCUCUAGAAGGGCUUGAUACUAUAGAACUUAAUUUAAAACAAAACGAUUCACCCAUUGGCUAUAUGAAGACACUGAUUGUUAAUGUUUCAAGCUACAAUGAGGAGAUUAUUGCAAAGUUAAAGAGUACUAAUAAACUAGUAUUAACUGGAAAAUCUUCUAUGACUCCUGCUGAUAAUGAGAUGUCAUUGCCUCGUAUUCUCCAAAACUACUCAGUAGAAGAGAAAGACAAACUUCUCAUGCACCUUUCUAUGAAAACACUGGAGAUUCAAAUGAAAGCAUUUCCCAGAAUUGUAACAGAAUCCUCUAUAGUGGCCAAUGCUCAAGGUAGAAGGAAACCUUUACCAAAAUGUAUUAAUUUUGGUGCCAAAGUUCCAAAACGCAGAAACAGAACUUUGUUAUUUUUUGAGGAAAAAUCUCUUCAUAAAAUAGAUCUUGAUUUACAAUAUAAACAUCUAUGUUUUCUCCUGGGGCUUACUGCAGAUAGUAUGUUUCCUAAACCAAAUGCACUUUCCAAACAUACAUUACACACAAGUACAAUAUGUAAAAAAGUAGACAAUGUUGGAGAAAGUUGUGAUCUUCCUGUUGAUACAGAACUGUUAGAACAACAUAUCUCUUUCAAACAGCAAAGACCUCAUGAAAGCUCAUCACUGAUCAGAAAAUUCCUGGAGCCAACCCAUAAGGGUGCUUCUGACCCUGAUCUACACAGCACAGUGCUAAAAGAUAUUAAUGUUGUUUCAGAAUCAAAACCUCAUGUGACUCCAGAAAAAGAUAAGGAAUGUCAUGUAUGGUUUCAACAAACAAAUACAUAUAAAUCUUUUGACUUAAAGACUCAGGGAAAUAUUAGUUUAACUGAUACACAUUCAAUUCAGAUUUCUCAAGAUACUAGUGAUGUUCAGACAAAUAUUGAAAGGUCAGCUAAGUUAGAGAAUUGUCCAUCUCUUGAAGUAUAUGAGAGUGAGGAAUACAUAUUUUUAGAUGCCAACACUUACUUAAGUCAGGGACCAGAAAGCAUUACAUCUGAAUUACAGGAAGGCGUUCCUUUGAAAAAUAUCUACCAGAUGGAAAAUAUAAAAACUGACUUGAAACAAUUUUACAGGGCAGAUUCAGGUUCCCGUGAUAUUAGAGGUAGAAAAUACACCUUCAUUAUGCCGCCACCUUCCUAUAAACCUCAAAAAGACAAAAAAUAUAGAUCUUCCUCCAAAAUGCAAUCUCCUGAUUGGUUUUGCCAUUGUUCAUUAAAUACUGCAAAAAUUCAAUCUGUGUCAUCUGUAUCAUUCAGUGAAGAGAAACUUUCAUGGAGAAAAACAAGCUACUCUUUAGCUCCCUUAACUGAAUCAAAUAUCAAAUUACAUCUUGCAAAACAUCAAGGCAAACCCCACAUGCAUCUAGGAAGCAGAGAAAACAAAAUGAAGCCAAAGUUUGAUUUAAUGAGAAAGGACAACAUUCAUUUGGACUGUGAUUAUAAUUAUACACCAAGUAAAGAGAAAAGGACAAGCAAAAAGAAAGUACGUAAUUAUGAGUCAGAAAACUCAUCAUGGUAUUUCGAAAGCAGACAUAAGUCAGCAUCAAAACCUCAACAAGAGUAUACCAGCUUCCAUUCUGAAACCAAACCAAAGAAGCCAUUUUUUUAUGCCUGUGUCCCAGCAGAUUCACUGGAGAUCGUUCCCAAAACCAUUCGCUGGACAAUUCCUAUGAAAACCUUAAGAAAGAGAAACUUCAGAAUUCCCCUGGUGGCAAAGAUGUCAAGUUCCUGGAAUAUAUUGCGUUCAUCCAAAAAGUGGCUGGGGCCAUUCUCAGGAUCCUUUAGCUCAAAUCCAGUUCGUCAAAAGUGA
Orycteropus afer afer is the source of this 24510-nucleotide messenger RNA. The record is from RefSeq and is a predicted model, not a curated record. Lineage: Eukaryota; Metazoa; Chordata; Mammalia; Tubulidentata; Orycteropodidae.